Molecule: messenger RNA, 1953 nt
Organism: Daldinia childiae
Lineage: Eukaryota; Fungi; Ascomycota; Sordariomycetes; Xylariales; Hypoxylaceae
Exons: 2
Coding region: 1-1953 (650 amino acids)
Source: RefSeq, a predicted model, not a curated record
AUGGCUGAUCAAUGUAUUGUCUGUCUAGAAAAUCUAGACGUUCAAUCGUCAUCCUCGCCGUCGCAAUUGUAUAUACCUUUAGAAGGUGAUGUGCCGCCGAGCUCCUCGUCCCCCAUAAAAACGUCCGAAGUUACAAAUGCUCUGGCACGAUUAUCACCGGGGUCUCCACUAGGAAGCACAUCUAGCGCUGCCCACCAAAACGAUGAAGAACAUAAAAUCGCCGUCAUUCAAGUUUGUGGACAUGCUUUACAUGAUGCUUGUUUACGAGAAUGGACUGGAAAGGCGAACAGCUGUCCGAUUUGUCGCCAAGCAUUCUACUUGGUGCAUGUCUAUGAUAAAGUUGGAGGUACCCAAUUAUCCUCUUAUAAAGUAGAAGAUAAGAAGCAAGUUGUCGAAUUCGAUCCGCAAGCAUGGCUUGACGACAAUCCCGAAGUAGAAGAGGCAACGAGGCCGUGUCCCAUCUGCGAUCGAACCGAUCACGAAGAUGUGCUCCUGCUCUGUGACAACUGCGAUGCACCAUAUCAUACAUAUUGUGUAGGCCUCGAAAGCGUGCCUCGAGGGCACUGGUUCUGCUUAGAAUGCAUAGACACUGGCGCAGAUUUUCUGGCCACCGAGCUCCAAGAUGCGGACUUCACAGAAGUUAGCCUUUCCGACGGCAAUUCUAAUUUUUUGCCACGGACUCAGGCUAGCAUGCGACGGGCCAGGCAGCAAGCCCGUUCAAACGAGUGGCAGGGCGCAUGGGGUCAAAUUGCAGGUCGGGUUUGGGACGCGUUAAACCUCGAUCUGGACAAUCAUGAUGACGAUGAAGCUAUGCGCAACUUCCGACGAUCACAGCAGCGAUUGGAAAGAGAGCAACGCGAGCAUCAGCGAUGGCAACAGCGUUUCAAUAUCGCCAGCCGCCUUGGAGCCCACGAUGUGUUCGUAAAUAACAUAUCGAAUAUAGUAGUGCCCGUGCAGCGGCCCCCACCGCCACCUCCUCCUCAGGAGACGGCGGAAGAGAAGCAGGCCUGGGGUGCGCUGGAGAAGGCUAUGGAGGCCACCAAUCCUAAUCGUCCGACAUCGAGUCACAGAAAGCGAAAGUCUCGUUCCGUGACUGCGUCUCCAAUUGAACCGCCCCAGCAACCAGAACGUAAGCUAAAACGACCUCGAACAAGAAGAGCUCCCACCAUAGGAGAAGCCUCAUCGUCUAGUCGCCCCUCUAUACAAACCAACCAACCUAUAUUAGAUGGGCCGAAUUCAAAUCCCACGUCUGCCCAAUUUAGUAAUGGCGAGGCCCCUUCAUUCCUCUCUUCUUUGUUAAAGGAAGUUGAAAUGAGUGCGCCAUCUGACGACGAGAAUGUCCGUCCACUCUUCACAUUUUCGAAACCAAUACCGGACCCAUCAUCACCGGCUUCAUCUCCUUCCCCGUCAGCUUUCAGCAGUCCUCGAGCUCUAUCGACUACGCCCCCGCCACGUGCGAUUAACGAUCGCCCGGGCUCGCCCCUGUCCCUCAGCUCACAUAUCGAACCGAUCUAUCCACCUACGAAUUUCUUGGCAAACCGAGGUAAUGGGGAUCAUAGCGAUUCAGAUUCGGGAUCCCGCUUGCGGACACAUCGGCCUCAGAACAAUAGGGCAAGCGGUAGUUGUCCCGAAAUUCGGCAGCCUCGGCCUCAACGACAACGACCGACACCCACUAAUGGGUAUCUAUCACGGUCGCAAGAUACUAGUCCAACACGUGGAGCAUUGCCAUUUGAGAUGAAGGAGAGCAUAAGUGGGAUCGUUAAGGACGCCCUCAAACCUCACUGGAAAUCCGGGCAUAUUACGGCGGAUCAGUACGCCUCUAUUAAUCGUGAUCUGAGCCAUAAGCUGUAUAAGGAGGUUUCGGAGGAUUCUCUUAACGAGGAUGCUCGGCAACGCUUCGAGAAGAUUGCAACUAAGGAGGUAGCAAAGGCGAUCGCAGAUCUCAAGGCGUAA